CUGGCCUCUUACCUCCUGUGUCAUUGUUGCUGUUUAUUGUUUUUACUGCUGAACGACUUCAGUAGAGACUUGUUUUACUUACCUCUGACUCCCCAAGCGAUCUCUGAGCCUGGGUCCUAAUGCUGUCUGUGAGCUUGUGACAGGAAUACAUUGGAACACAAGAAACUGAGUCAGAACCCAGCCUGUUUUUCAGGUCCUUUCAAGGCAAACCAAAGAGUAUCACGGACCAUGGGCGAGGCUGGGCAUGGCGAGCAAGGCUCGAUGCUCAGUCCACUGUUACAGACACAUGAGCUGCGUGUUGUGUGCACAUCGUGCUACGAACAGCCUCACGAUGGCACUUCCUCCACCAUCCACGAUUCUCACCUGUGCGCUCGAAACAUCUUGCUAGCCAGGCAGAGAGGAGGCAGAGAGGCAGACUGGAGGCUUGUUUCCCCCAGGCCUAAAUUCAUAAACCCAGGAAAGUAUGUGAAGUGCUUAUACGCAGUGGAAGGAGGGAGGUGCCUCCAGUAUGGCAAGCGCUGCACUUUUGCCAAAAGCGACGAGGAGGCAGCCGUGUGGAACUUCCUGAAAAACAGAAGGCUUGAGCACAGCUUGCUGAUUCGCCUGGUUUGCCAUGCUCAGGGGUGUGAAGAAGAGGAGGAGUUGGGCGUGGCAGAGAGAAUUCAGAGCCUCUUCACCGGCUACUUCGUCCACCUCUGCCAUACCUGCUUCCACAGCAGACCCCGGCGGAUUACCCCCGAGUGUCCUGCCAAGGGGUGCGGUCACCCCACCCACCCCGCUCUGGUCCUCUUCCAAGUGGGUGGAUCCCAAGACGAAAAAGUGUCAGUCAGCGAGAUCCGCCCCAUCCCCCCGGGCCUGUACGUCCAGCAGUUCCGACACUGUUGGCGCGUGGAAGGAGGGGCCCAGUGCCGGACCGAGUGCACGUUCACCCACAGCGAGGCGGAGAUGGCCGUGUGGACGGCCGAGAGGAACGAGGGCCUGGACCGCAACGAUCUGGUGACGAUACUCGAGGAGUCGGAGGCACAGGAAGUGCCUCGGUUCCACUGUGGCUUGUGCCAGCUUCAGUUCUCCUCGGAGGACGGCUUCGUCAGCCACUGCUCCUCCCUCGCCCACGAGAGGAGGUACUGCGAAGAAGGAGACCCGGCCGCUGACUGGAAGUACCGAUGCCCGCCAAAUGGCAGCCAAGCCCUUGAGCUGUGCAAAAGACCAGAAACCUGUGAAUAUGGAGAGAACUGCACAGCUGCUCACUCGAACGAGGAGCUGCAGGAAUGGUGCCUGAGGAUGAGGAUGAUUCGCAGGAAGAGGAAGGCUGCCCAGGAGCAGGGUCUGCUGUCCUACCGGGACCAACUGCUGAUGGAAUAUAGGGAGAGCCUCAAUGAAGUUCUCAUUAUUUCCGAAGAUGUAGAGGGUGUCACAGUCACUUGCGAUAAGGAUCUAAAUUUUAGCAGUGAGAAGAAAAAAUUGAAAGUAACAUGGACUUUCACAAUAAACUCUGAGAGACCCUUGAAGGCUGCUGCCCUGCUGAAGCAGGAGCCAGGGGCCAUGUUCACAUUGGGGGACAGCAUCAGCAGGGACUCCUGUGCCUACUCAGACGGGAGCCUCUUCUGCACCCUGGGCACCUCCUACACCCUGCCCGUCUCCUUCUCAUCCAAGUGGGCAGGACACUACGAGCAGUGGCUGGUUCUGGACUUUGACACAAGGCCUGUGCUGCUGCGGAAGAUCCGGGUGGGCGUAGGUGAGGAGAAGAGCUUCCCAGAGCUUGCAGAGGACAGGAUUCAGAGUGGCAGCCCAGCUCCUGCUGCUCCUCCUCUCCCCACCCCCCUGAGGACAGAGCCUUGGCAUAGUGGAAACAGGAUCAUUGUCCCCUGUCAUCGUAGGACUGAGACGGAGGAAGAGCUACUGAGGGACUACAAACCUCCUCGGCUGAACCCAGCCUUUAACCCUGCAGCUGACAGUGAUGUUCCCUUGACCCGGAAGAACUACAGGGAGAGGAUGCACAGCUUCCUGUAUAGAGAGGAGUUGGCACAAGAAGAGGUGCUGUCCAGGCUCAGCCUGCAGAGUGCCACUGUCUCGCUGUCCGACACCAUCACUACUUCUUGGUAUGACGUGAAAGUUGCUCCAUUCCGAAAGCUCUAUGCCUCAGUCCCACUGUCCCACUCCCUGACUCCUCACACCCCAGAGGGUCAGCUGCUCAGGACAGCUGUUGGCUCUGCACUUGUGGCCCCUUCUCCCUCUGCCAAAAAGAAGGUGUACGAGGCGCUAGUGCUGCUGGAGGCUAGCACCGAGGACAGGAUCUACCUACUACUCUCCAGAGAAUGCUGCUCUGACCUGAGCCUCCGGAAGGACACCUCCUACCCCAUGGACAUCCAGUUCCAGCUGAACCACCUCCAGUUCUGUGAGUGGCACCAGGCGGUCGACCUUCUUCCAGACGUGGAGCGGGUCCUUCCAGAUCUGAUCCGAGGCAGCGUCCCUGAGCACACUGGCGACUUCACCAAUCUCAAGCUUAAUGCCAAGCAGAGAGCUGCCGUGGCCCUGAUCAUCGGGGAGCCAAGUCAACAGCUGUCAACAGCCCCUGUGCUCAUUUAUGGGCCCUUUGGAACAGGGAAAACGUUUACCCUGGCAACAGCCAUAAAGGAACUCCUCCGACAGCCCUGCACCAGAGUCCUGAUCUGCACCCACACAAACAGUUCUGCAGAUCUUUAUGUGAAAGAUCACUUCCAUCAGUAUGUGGUGAGUGGACACCCAGAGGCCCGCCCCCUCAGAAUAAAGGCCAGUAAGAAGGGGUUGGGUGUAAAAAGAACUGACGACAUCACUCGACGCUACUGCCUUGUCUCCCCUGACUAUGAGUCCUUCCUGUUUCCUGAGAGAUCCGACCUGGACUCACAUCGAGUGGUGAUAACCACCACCUCAAUGGCACGGCACCUCCACGACCUGAAGCUCCCAUCUGACUACUUCACUCACAUCCUGAUUGAUGAGGCCUCUCAGAUGCUGGAAUGUGCCGCCCUGAUUCCCCUGACGCUGUCUGGGUCAGGGACGAGGGUGGUUCUGGCCGGGGACCACAUGCAGACAGGACCAAAGCUGUUUUCGCUAAAAGGGGGUGGCAGCAGCUCUGACUACACUCUGCUCAAUCGCCUCUUCGUCUAUUACCAAGGACAGAAGGGUAAAGCAGCCUCAAGGAGCAGGGUCAUCUUCAGUGAAAAUUAUCGCUGCACAAAGGAGAUUGUGGACUUCAUCGCCGCCCACUUUUACUUUAGCAAGGUUGACCUCAGUGAUAAAGGCAUAAAGGCCAGUGGCAGGGUUCCCCCUCACCCUCGAUUCCACCCGCUGAGGUUCCAUCACAUCCGUGGAACUUGCUUUUGGGACAAGGAGUCCAUGUCUUGGUACAAUCCUAAGGAGGCCACAAGUGUGGUAGAGAUAGUGGAGGAACUACUCAAAGAAUGGCCACCCAAAUGGGAAAAUCAAAAACAGCAAGCUAUUUGUGUCCUGUCAGAAGGUCGUCAGAUUCGAUUAAUCAGGCGUGAACUGAAGAAAAAAAAACUGGGAGAAGUUAUUGUGGAAACUGUGUACAAUGUACAAGGAAAGCAGUUCAGAGCCAUUUUGAUGACGGCAGUCCACACUCGAGACAGCCUGCUCUCGUCAAACUCAGAAUACCCGGAACUCUUUGGAGACACACGUGUGCUGAACACGGCUAUGACCAGAGCACAAUCCCUGGUAGUUGCUGUUGGUGAUGCCCCAGCUCUGUGCAACUUUGGAAAGUGCUCCAAAAUCUGGAAAAGCUACAUUAAGCAAUGCAUUGACAAGGGGAGUGCCAGUCCAGAGCACAUCACUAUCAACAGCAUCGAGCAAGAAGUAAGGGAAAUUGUCAAGUUCCAUAAAACAGAGGAGGGUUACAACAGUGAUAGUGAGUCAGACACAAGCAAAAUUGAGGACCCCAUUCUUCAGGAGCUUCUGGAUGAAGGCAAUGAUGUUCAAGUGGCCAUCACAAAAGAAGGACUAUUGGAGAUCAUCCAAAAUGCUGUCUCUGGUGACACAACGGUGGGUGAAGAUUGGAGUGACACCAACACUGAGCUAUCGUUGAGGACAAAUCCUCGUGACUUCAAGCGCUGUAAGCUCAUUAAGGAGACCUUUGACUCAGGGUACGCUAUACCCCUAGACGAGCCCACACGCCGCAUUAACAUUACAGGGAGAGAGGACAUUGGCAGAUCUUUUCCAGGAGACGUUGUUGCUGUAGAGAUCUUGAGUCGUGAUGACAGUUCUUGGAAUGGUAAAGUGGUGGGGGUCCUGAAGGGGGAGUCCCAAUCCAUAUUUGUCUGUGCCAUUGACAUGUAUGAUCCCCAAGUGAUGACACCCGUCAAUAAGGGCGUCUGCAAAAUAUUCACACCCUUUGUCAAGAGCAAGCCCAACUGUGUUGCAGUGCGGAAGAAUGAAAACGGACGUUGGAUUCCACAUGAAUUUGUCGAGAUCAAUGAGAAUUCAAGGCAAAACUACCUUUUUGUUGUUGAAGUAUUGAAAUGGGUCAAACCUUGUCGGUAUCCCCUAGGAGUUGUUACAAAGGUGCUUCAGGAAACAGGAUCUGAAGAAGAUGGACUUGAACAGUUGGACAUAGAAUACCAACUGACAAAAGAGCCUCCUAAAUAUAACAAAGAAUUCAACUUCAAAUUUAGUUUGAAAAACAGACUGGAUUUCCGUGAAUAUGCCACCUUCACAAUUGAUAGAUGCAAGUCGCAGGACCUCGAUGAUGCAAUCAGCGUGAGAGAUUUGGGAAAUGACUAUGAAAUUGGUGUUCACAUUACUGAUGUUGCAAGCUUUGUGACCAAGGGCAGUGAAAUAGACAAAUACGCAGAAAAUCAAGGAAAUGUGCUCUACCGGCUAAAUGACAAGCCAGCGUUUUUGUUUCCUGAAGAGUUGAGAGAAGGCCGUUUGAGCCUGCUUCCUGAAUGUGAGCGUUAUGCCAUAUCAUUGAUGGUGGUCAUUGAAAAGGAAAGCGACAGGAUUAAGAAAAUGACCUUUGCCCUCUCCCUGAUAAAGUCAAAGAGUAAGAUGACAUAUGAGCAAGCUGAGAAAAUCAUCCAAAACCAUUAUGUGGACAAAGUCCCACAAAAGUUUGCCUCUUUGGAGGAUUGCCUUGCUGUGUCAUACCACUUUUCUGUGGUUCACAGGCGGCACAGGUUGUCUGGCAACUGGUUCCAUGUUCAGUCUGAUGAAGGUGUUCGCCAAGGCAAAGGGAUGUCCUAUGACAUGGUAGCAGAGCUCAUGAUCAUGUACAACAGUUUUGUGUCCGGGUUCUUGAUUGACAAUGAGGAGACACAGAGUCUCACCCCUCUAAAAUGUCAAGACUGCCCAGAUCCCAAAGAGGUGUGCCAGUUUUUGACCAGACACAGUGCCCUGAUGCCAUUCUCUGCUCAGCUCUCUCACCUUUGGGAUGAGAAUGCAAAUUUGGACAAUGACAAUGCCAAAGGCCAAUCAGCAGAUGAAGAAAUAUUAAACAGUGAAGAGGACAAGGCAGACAGGGAAACCAUGGUGAUUACAAAACAAUGCCUCAGCCCUGAGAGUUUUAGAGAGUUCACCGUGUUCACAUCCUUGCUUAAGAGACUCGAGGUCGCAGCUCAAAACAGGGACUUUCACACAUUAGUUUACCUUAUUACAGCUGACGAAGUCCACCCACAGCUCCAACCCGCGGCAGCCGAGUUUAGGGGUCUCCUCCAGAAGAGCUACAUCCAUCGCUCCAAAUCCACGGCCCAGUCAAAGGUAGGUCAUCACGACUUGCAGCUUGACUCCUACACCUGGGCCUCCUCUCCAAUGCGGCGAUACAUGGAUAUCAUUGUGCAGAGGCUGCUGCACUCUGCACUUGAUGAAACCAGGCCCAGAGUCAGGUACACUUCUAAAGAAAUUGAUCUGUUCUGUGCCCUCUACAUGGUAAAAUGCAGCAGGAAGGCUGCAUUUGACACUGAGGUACAGAACCGUAAGACAGCUAUCUGUUUGAGCCGUCAGAGUGCACAAAUGAUGGCUGUUGUGAAUGAAUUGAAUCCUGAGGGACACACAUUCCAGGUGUCCUUUCCUCUAAACCAUGUCUCACUGUCACAAAUGCUCUCCAUACGGUAUAAGCACCUCAAACUAAUAGACCAGCCAGAGUACAAUACAGACAGCCAUUCCAUGAUACUAAAAUGGAGUCAAAGGGUGUACUCAUUCACAAACGCCCAUAUCUACUCUGAACUUGAAGGGGUCCAGCCAAAUCCACACAUCACCCCAGUUCAGACAGAUACAUGGAAGCGCCUCGUUUUAGCGAUCAGGUCAGAGGACUGGGAUGAGGUUCUCUGCUGUGUUCGGGAAAUCAAGCCAAGCUUAAGCAGAGAUUUGAAGAAGGGAAAAUGCAGACCUGCUAAUUGUAAAGACUACUCUUUGGAGCUGAAGGUUGGACAGAGUCUCCCAGUACAGCUGGGCACAGACACAAGUCGUGGUCAAACCUUCCCUGCGGUGCAGCUGGUGAACAUCCAUCCACAGUUUGAUAUUUGCCUGCAGCACGCAAAGAACCCGAUCAAAUGCUUUUCCAGCCUAUCCCCCCAGGCAUCAAAGCAAAAGUACAGCAACUUCGGGGAGUAUAUGGAUAUCUGGGGGCCACUGUGUGCAGUGGACACAGCUUACAGUGCAGUGGCAGAAAAUGACAGCAUUGUCCUUGAAGGUGUGAGAAUCACAUGGACGGAUGAAAGAGAACAGAACCUUGAAGGUUACUUCUGCCUGCCUCUGGAACAGAAAAAGCAAUGGUCCAUAAACUGUGACCUCAAAAACUGCUUCCUUUGCAUUAGACUGAGGGGACAGAUGGGAAAUGGGAUGGAAGGAUUGGAUUCUUCUAGGAUUUCCCCACUCUCAGACUUGGAGGACCCCAUGUCCUUUACAUGGGUAGCUCAUGGAGUAACCAGGAAACUCAGAGAGCAUGAUGGAUCAAAAAGGCUUUUACACACUCAAAUUUACUUUUACCUCAACCACCUCUCCAUGGAGAACACCCCAAGAACUGUUUUCUCUGAGAAUACAAUGUUCACAGUGGAACUGAUCCCCAAAAAACUACCUUACAUUCUCAGGGAGCGUGCCAUUGCCAACCUGAAUCGUGCCAAUGAGCUUGUGAAAAACAUCACCACGGGCAAGACACAAUUUCUCACAAGAGCAGUGUUUGAAAAUAAAACACAGGACUUUACAAUUUCUGAUGGUCCAUGGCCUGCUCUCAAUAAAAGCCAGAAUGAUGCCAUAAAAAGAGCACUGGAGAUGCCCUUCUCGCUCAUACAAGGCCCACCAGGAACAGGGAAAACAGUGGUUGGGAUCCAUAUCGUCUACUGGUUCUUUAAGAGGAAUCACGCAGCAGAAGCCAUGGAUCACCACACCCAUAACAAGAAGGGGUUGAAUAAGAAUAAGAAGACUGCAAUUUUAUAUUGUGGGCCUUCCAAUAAAUCUGUGGACAUUGUCGCUGAGCAACUCUUGAAGUUGAAAGAUGAGCUGAAACCUCUCAGAGUUUAUAGCGAUCAGAUGGAGAUGCUUGAGUUUCCCUACCCAGGGAGUGAUAUGAUGGUGUGCCGCAAGUCUCUCCGUGAAGAGAAGCCAAACGAAGAGCUGAGAUCUAUCACCCUGCGCUAUCUGAUCCGGAAAUCAGAUAAUCCAUAUUCCUGUGAAAUCAAAUCUUUCGAAAAGAGAAUUGAAGAAAAGGGCAUUUCUGAUGACGAAAUAGCUAAUUACAAGAAACUGUUGAACGAAGCACGCCAGUACGAACUGAGAAAGCAUGAUGUCGUCCUCUGUACUUGUGCGGCCGCCCAAGACCCAAACUUCGUCAAGACAAUGAACUUCCGCCAGAUUCUCAUAGAUGAGUGUUCAAUGGCAACAGAGCCAGAGGCUUUGAUUCCACUGGUUGCCCACAAGCCAGAACAGAUUGUGUUGCUAGGAGACCAUAAACAAAUUCAGCCCAUUGUUCAAUGCAACCUAGUCAAGACACUGGGCAUGAAGAAAUCACUGUUUGAGCGCUACCAAGAGUCCCAUGAGGAUUUGGCUACAAUGCUUGACACACAAUACAGAAUGCAUGAGGACAUAUGUAAAUUUCCCUCAGAGACAUUUUACAAUGGUGGUCUGAAGACGGAGGCCAAACGUGAGACUAGUGUCCUGUUGUCUCCAUCCAAGACGCCGACUCCUAUACUGUUCGGCCAUGUGGAUGGGAAGGAAGAGGUGCUGGUGGUUUCCACCGAGCAAGGGAAUGAAAACUCCACAAUGAAUGUGGAGGAGGCUGAACAGGCGGUUCGAAUCGCCAGUCUGCUUAUCUCUAAAUCUGGUAUUGAACCCACAAGUAUUGCCAUCUUGACGCCCUACAAUGCACAGAUGUCAAGGAUUAACAAGAUCCUGUCUGGGAAAAAGAUUAAGGAUGUUGCAGUGUGUACCAUUAUGAAAAGUCAAGGAAGUGAGUGGCGCUACGUCAUCCUGUCCACAGUUAGAUCCUGUCCCCAGUCAGAGAUUGACAGACAGCAGCCAAGGCCCACGAAAGCAUGGCUGUCAAAGCAGCUGGGCUUCAUCACAGAUCCCAACCAGGUCAACGUGGCCAUCACCAGGGCUCAGGACGGCCUCUGUAUCCUCGGAAAUCAGCACUUACUGAAGUGCAAUCCCCUCUGGGAAGAAUUGCUGGCACAUUACCAGAAACAUCAAUGUGUGGUGGAUCCAGCAAAAGGAAUCCGGGUUGACCCCAGAGAUAAAUCCAAAUCCAAGCGACGGAAAUGACCUGUAUGACUUACCAACGGCAUGAUGCCUAAAUCUACUGCUUAUAGAUUGUGUGUGUCAUAGCAUGGUAACACAUAGCUCAGCUUAACGCCCAGGAGUUUUAUGACUAAUUUUCUCUGUAAUUCUGGAAAUACUUGAAAAUAUUCCCUGACUUUGGAAAAAAAAAAACACCUAAAAGAGGGCAAAUGCAUUAUGUUAUGUUAAUUUAUCAAAUGUUCUCAUCGAGAUGCUCUUCUAGAGUGACUUGGAAUUAAAAAGAACAAGGUGCAUCAAAUAUGAAUUAUGAAUUAUCACAAACUAUGAAAUUUAGAAAUAUAUGAAGAACUGUAAUAUUGAUAUGGAGAAAAUUUAACCUGCAUUACUUUAGUAAAAAUUAGCAGCUGUCUAAAUGAAUUGUGUCUAAAAAUAUUAUCUGUGUAAGAAACUAAGUCACUCUAGAUGAAAGCAUCUGCUAAAUGCUUAAAUGUAAAGCCUCUUAGGCUUGUUGUCCUCAGACUUGGUGCUGGUGAGUCGUACGCUGUACGCUGGCUUUUGUUUUAAAUUUAAAUUCCACAACCAAAUCAAACACAACAAUGUUAAAAUAUAAGGUGACUUGACUAUGUGAUUAACUAUUUUUAAUUGAUUUAUCAAGUACUGUAUAACUACAAAGAAAAAGAACCAUACAUCCUGUGACUGCCCAGGGGACAAAACUAAGGGCCACUGCACUAAGGCAAGCUGGUGUAAAGUAAUUACACUAUGUGUCCAGCAGAUGUCAUCACAUGUGCAGCAUGUAUUGAGCCUCAGUGGAUGUUCUUCCCACUGUGGCUUCGCAAUAUAUAAACUUAUUGUAAAGGAUGAUUUGGUGUUAUGAAAACUUGUCACUUGAAACAUACAAUGUACUGGAAUAUUUUACUUUGCUAAACUACUCAGUUAUGUUUUGUUUAUUUUUUAUUGCUUAAUAUGUCUCUUAAAAUUGACAGCAGUGCAACUUUAAUGUGUAAUAUCUGCUAUGAACACAGACUUUCUUUUGCUGUUGUGCUUUAACAGCAGAAAAAGAAUGAGGUGUCAAAACUAUAUGGGUGACAGGAUUAUAUAAUCUAAUAUAUGCAAUUAUUAACAAUAAUAAAUAUUCUGGGUAAUUUAUCCACUUUACACUCUUACAAUGUGUGGCAGAAGGGGGGUAAAUGUGGUGGCAGAUUUGUGUUUUUAAAGAUUAAUAUUUUAUGAAUUUUAUGGAAAUUUUGAUUGGCGCUACAGUCCUCGCCCUACCCCUGCCCAUUAUGUCUGUUUUUUUGUAUGUGAUGGAUGUCAAAAAGGUUGCAACAAAAGUAUUAAUAAAACACAACUUCCUUGGAAUGU
This is a messenger RNA of Anguilla anguilla (European eel), 10083 nucleotides long. RefSeq names its product helicase with zinc finger domain 2-like. The transcript has 20 exons. Lineage: Eukaryota; Metazoa; Chordata; Actinopteri; Anguilliformes; Anguillidae. Gene Ontology annotation, molecular function: RNA binding; 5'-3' DNA helicase activity; RNA nuclease activity. The record is from RefSeq and is a predicted model, not a curated record. The coding region runs from base 229 to 8745 and encodes 2838 amino acids.